Messenger RNA from Salpingoeca rosetta, 1857 nucleotides. RefSeq lists its product as uncharacterized. NCBI's taxonomy places the organism in Eukaryota, Choanoflagellata, Craspedida, Salpingoecidae. Bases 1 to 1857 code for a protein of 618 amino acids. The record is from RefSeq and is a predicted model, not a curated record. Gene Ontology annotation, cellular component: nucleoplasm; cytoplasm. Gene Ontology annotation, biological process: box H/ACA snoRNP assembly. The transcript is spliced from 8 exons.
AUGCUCACGCCACAGUUCAGCCUGCGGCAGGAUGAUCAGUUUGUGUACGUGACCAUCCGCGCACCCUACGUGAAGAUCUCCGAAGUGGACAUGGCCAUCUCAGGCAACAUGUUCCAGUUGCACGUUGCGCCGUACUUUCUGCGCCUGUGCUUCGAAGGGGAGCUGGUUGAGGAUGGACGGGAGACGUCAAAGUACGACAUUGACAAGCGUGAGUUCUACGUGACGCUGCCGAAGAAGGAGCCCGGCCCGUUUCCCGACUUGGACAUGCAGACGCUUCUCAUGUCAAGACGGCAGCGACAACAACAACAACAACAACAGCAGCAGCAGCAGCAGUUGGCACCCGAAAGGGAGGAGGGCACAGCCACACGCCAUCCUGACGCAGCAACAGAAGAAGCGGGUAAGCCCCGAGCGCGACCACUGAUCCAGGUUCUGUCAUCCACAGAAUUUGGGCGCGACGAGGGUGCCAGCAGAGCGCAUGUGCCCGCAGAGGAGCCGCUGCCAGAAGAAUUACAAGCGCAAGCAGCUGCAGAGGACCCAUAUCAGUGGGAGGUCGAGCAAACCUUUCAAGAGGAGCCGCUGUUUGGGGCGUCCGGCUACUCGUACGGGUUUGAUGGCAAAUACUCCGGAACACUCACAACGCUGCAGCAGGAAAUGCCGGACAUCACGCAGCUCGACGACCCUGACAACACGAGCCCCGCCAACCGCCGCCGCCUCCGCAUUGCGCACGAGGACGAGCACUUCAGCGUCGACCACUACCUGGGCGACUUUGCAGAGCCGGACAUGCUGUCACACGUGCUAUCGCAUCGCACGCGGUGGGCAGAGCACCUGGACAGGAUUGGUGUUGACAGGGACACACUGCAUCAGGAGUGGCUCGUCACGGCACACGCGCAUGCCAUGGACGAUGGCUGUGAUGAUGCUGAUGGUGCUGGUGAGGGUGGUGUCCACGCCACAGCUGCAACGUCCACAACAGUAACGGAUCCAAGAAGACAGAUUGAGUUUACAGAGGAGGAGCAGGAGGCCAUGCGACAACUGCGACGCGUCGAAGUGCUCGCGUGUGGCGUGCCUCGUGCACUCCUCACUGCUCUCGACAUCAUGUGCGCAUUCCUGUACGAAAACCGGACAACAGAGGGCGACUUCUCCGUCGAAUCCGGAUGGACCAUCCGCACGCUCAGUAGCGCCCUCUCCUUCCUUGACGAGUUUACGAGUGCGCGGGAGGUGCUGCAUGCGUUUGCUGCGCGCUCGCUCUCGUAUCCGCUCUACCGCUCCUAUGCCCUCACCACCCGCGUCAUUGCCGACCUUCACGACGUCCUCCUCAUCGGAAAACCAGCCAUCCUGCAGUGCUUGCUGGGCGCGCGGCGGCUGCUUGCUGUGGACGAGGUGCGAUAUGUGCUCAACGACAUCUAUUUGAACGACCUGUGCGUAUGGAUACAGGGCGUGAACGCCGCCACCAUCGACAGCUUUGCGGCGCACGUGCGCGGGAUUCGCGUUGAGAAGAAACACAUUCGCUUCCCACUGGAGGCGAUAGAGGCGCUGCUGAACGACAGCGAUGACGACGACGAUGACAGUGACGAUGUUGAUGAGGACGGCAGUGACGAUGACGACGAAGGCGGUAGCAGUGAUGAAGAGGAGGAGGAGGACACGGAUGAAGACGACAGCAGUGAUGAAGAUGACGAUGGGAGCGAUGCGGAAGGCCACGGUGGCGAUGAAGAAGAGGAAAAGGUUGAAGAAAGGGAAAGGGGUGGAGAAGGGGAUGAUGCACAUGCUCAGGCACAACAAGAACAACGACAACAACAACAGCAGCAGCAGCAGCAACACGUCAUGGAUGAGAAAGCUGACGCACUUUCGGCCGGCAAUUGA